Messenger RNA from Bombus huntii, 433 nucleotides. RefSeq names its product nuclear protein 1. Gene Ontology annotation, cellular component: nucleus. Gene Ontology annotation, biological process: negative regulation of cell cycle; negative regulation of cell population proliferation; regulation of transcription by RNA polymerase II. The coding region runs from base 116 to 325 and encodes 69 amino acids. NCBI's taxonomy places the organism in Eukaryota, Metazoa, Arthropoda, Insecta, Hymenoptera, Apidae. The record is from RefSeq and is a predicted model, not a curated record. The transcript is spliced from 2 exons.
GUGUAGUAAACUGCGUCCAAAUAAUUCGAAGUAAACCUGCGAGAGGCACAGUAAGAGAGAUUUUUUGACUGCGUUUACGCUAUUAUUUUUCUAAAGCAUUUGGAAACCAAGAACUAUGUCUGACUACUACGUUGACGAAUACGAACACUUUAACUACGAUUACGACAAGCAUAUUUUUACCGGUCACAGUGGAAAACAGCGAAGCAAACGCGAGGCUCUUGCACACACAAAUCAUUUCGAUCCGUGCGGCCAUUCCAGAAAGAUCCUGACCAAAUUAAUGAAUUCUGAACACAACAAACGGAAUGUUGGAAAGACCAAAGCAUAAAGAACUCAGGGUUGCUGUCUAAUUUUUGAAGAAAGUAUUUGUCAAUUCCAACAUAUUGAAGUUUUUGAACAUCCUUGAAUAUAAUAAACGACUUUUUCAUUUCCUUUA